Messenger RNA from Pangasianodon hypophthalmus (striped catfish), 3079 nucleotides. RefSeq names its product protein lifeguard 3. Gene Ontology annotation, cellular component: membrane; endoplasmic reticulum; Golgi apparatus. Lineage: Eukaryota; Metazoa; Chordata; Actinopteri; Siluriformes; Pangasiidae. The transcript is spliced from 12 exons. Bases 119 to 1051 code for a protein of 310 amino acids. Gene Ontology annotation, biological process: negative regulation of apoptotic signaling pathway. The record is from RefSeq and is a predicted model, not a curated record.
CUGUUGCUGUUUCCGAGAUGCGCAUGCGCAGGACAGUGCGCGCGACAGCUCUGCGCGAGCUGCAGGCCAGUCAUUAGGGAGCUGUGAGAUCUCCUCAGAGCGCAUCAUCAUCAUCAUCAUGUUUAAGUCUGAUCUCCCGCCGACUUAUGAAGAGUCCCGACAUCAUCAUCAUCAUCAGCAGCAGCAGCAGCAGCAUUACAGCGCUCAGCCCCAGGAGGGGAGUUAUCCUUUCACACCCUACACCUAUCCCGCUCCAAUGUGGCACGGAGCAGGAGUACCACCGCCGGGAACGCCACCCGUUAUUCCCACCUACACGUCCUCAGGAACGCCGCCCUCCAACCCAGGCAGCCCGGAGGACUACAACCUCGGUGCAUUGUGGGAAAAUAAAAGUAUCCGACAUGCGUUCAUCCGGAAGGUUUAUCUCAUUUUGGCGGCCCAGCUGUUAGUCACAGCCUCGAUCGUAGCCGUGUUCACGUUUGUCGAUCCAGUGCGUCUUUUCGUCAUCCAGUAUCCUGUGAUUUAUUGGGUGUCGCUCGGCGUUUUUUUAGUCACGUACCUCGUGUUGGUGUGCUGCGAACAAGCGAGGAGACGAUUUCCUCAGAAUUUGGUCCUUCUUUUCAUAUUCACUCUCGCCAUGUCCUACAUGGCAGGAACAAUAUCAAGUUAUUACGAGACGACGGCCGUGUUCUUGGCUGUGGGAAUAACGGCGCUGGUGUGUGUCGUCGUCACAGUCUUCAGUUUCCAGACCAAGGUGGACUUCACCUCCUGUACCGGUUUGUUCUGUGUUCUGGGCAUUGUGGUGUUUAUCACAGGCAUCAUCACAGCCAUCGUUCUCUCCUUUCAGUAUAUUCAGUGGCUGCACAUGCUGUACGCUGCGCUCGGGGCCAUCGUUUACACUCUGUUCCUGGCGUACGACACUCAGCUGCUGUUAGGGAACCGAGCUUAUAGCCUGAGUCCGGAGGAGUACGUGUUCGGAGCGCUGUCCCUCUACACCGACAUCAUCCAGAUCUUCCUCUUCCUGCUGCAGAUCACCGGCAGCAGCUCCGACUGAACACACACACACACACACUCCGUCUCUCUGUGUCGAGUGUGUGUAUGUGUGUGUGAGAGACUCCAUAUCUAACUCGCACGUCACACAGCUGCUUGUGCACUUUACACGAUUAUAAUAUUUGUGUUAAUCAGGUCAGAUUUAUUAUAAACACAUUUCACUCCUGCGUCGCCUAGCAACCACGCCAGGCCUCUCACCUAACACUGUAGAUGUAGAUGUAGAUGUAGAUCAAGCACAUGAAGUGUAUGUACACACACACACACACACACACACACACAACAAUAUGUAAAUGAGAUUUUGGGUUGAAAUUGGCUCAGAUCUCACAGAGACUCCUAAAAGAGUAAAAUAAAAAGAUAAACUCGAGUAUAAAGGUGAUUAAAGGUGAUGAGAAACAUCGAAAUAACAAAAACGUGUACAUGAGGAAGAUAAGUCGCUGUUUAAACGUGUGAGACGUUUGAUAUAAAACCACGUUUACUGCUGUAAUAAUUUCACACUAUCGUAUUUCGUGCUGAGACGACAAACUUCUACAAAAAAUAUAUAUAUAUUUCUAUUUAUUAUGAACACACUGCGCGACAAAGCCCGUGAUUGGUCGUUACAAAACAGGCGUGUCCAACGCAGUUCAUUCCAACUAUCACGUAGGAUUCACUAAACAACUAACUAAACUAACUAACCUUUCCUUCCUCCAUCCGUGAUUUAUUUAUUUAUUUAUUUAAUAAUCUCCUGAGUCGUAUUUCUCUCCUCCUUUCCUUUCUAUAAAUACAGAACAAAAUAAGCAGCGCUUCCUCUUCCUCAUGUUCUAUCAUUUUUUUAAUAUUUAUAUAUUUCCAACAAUUCCCGUGUCUCCGUACUUUAUGCUCUGUGAACACUCGUAAGCUCACUAAGGCGACGUCGUCUCCACAUGGACUAUGCACUAGAUACACUUUCUCAAAAGAUAAAAAAUAAAGAAUCCUAAUUUUAUCAAAACGCUGAAGCUGAACACAGUUAAUGUGAUUGUUCAGCUGCUGUAACUUGCUUUAUAGUAUAAUUCUAUCUUCAAACCGCAGAAACGAGCUUCCGCACAUUUAAUACCUGCCCUUCAGGUGUAUUAAUUCACACACAGUCUCCGUCCUUUUGACUUUCACGCUGCAGUAAAUCACACCGCAGGUCAUUAAUUAAUCUCCGCCCACGAUUUCACUCCUUUAGGAUGAAAUGUCACAAAUUAGAUAUUCAUUUAUGCAAAUAUGCAAAUCUUUCACGGAGCCUGUUAGCAAAUCAGGUUGGACGUUUUUCUGUGCUGUUAUUAACACACGGUUUUACACACACACACACACACACACACACACACACACACACACACGCCUUCACUAAAUCAGAGUGUUAAUGUUCUCUGCUUGUUUGUGUUUCUAUUUUCAUAAUAUAAAACUAAACAGAUGUUUAAACCCGACUCUGCGUGGUUAAUCGGCGUGCGCGCCACACGUUUGCUCUCGUCUGUGGUGUGAAAGUCUGUGCGUUUAUUCGUUUAUUUAUACAUCACAGCGCUCGUGAUUUCUGGAUUCUGAUUGGUCACAAGAUGAUUCAUGGUUUAUAUUUACGCGGUGGUUCUAAUACGUUAUCGUUUCUAUAGUAACAGCUCGUUCACACAGUCUCGGACAGCAGACGCUCCACAGAAACGGGUUAAAAAGCUGAUCUGUCAGGAGACGUUUAUGCAACAUGUAAGGAAGGAGUCUCCAGUGUCAGCGCUUUGUAACAGUCAGAGGUAAAGCUGUAACUUUAACUUUUCCGACAUCUUCAGGACAGAGGAGUUUACGCUUCUUUGUGUCUUUUUUUUUUGUUUUGUUUUGUUUUAUUAACUCCAAGAGAGUGAAAAAGAGAGGCUGGUGAGGCAACGACUGUUUGUAGCUGCUAUAACGUAAGUGACAUUAAAUGUAACUAUAAACUAAUAAAAUGUAUGACGUCAUUCUUUAUUAAAUAAAAAAAAUGAAAUCGUUGCUGUAGUAUAAGAGGAAUAAAACACUUGGAGACGUGCUGCUGUAGGAAAAUAAUCCACUUCAG